GCUCGGCCGCCCAGCUGCGCGUCUGCAGCGACGGAGGGGUCGUCGUGGGUGCCGCGGAGCGCGCGGAGGAGGAGGGGCCGCCCGCCGCGGGUAAAUUGGGAAGCUCACGAUGCUCCGAAGCAGAGGUGAUCGAGUCCCUGGGCAUCAUCAUCUACAAGGCCCUGGACUAUGGCCUGAAGGAGAACGAGGAGCGAGAGCUGAGCCCACCCCUGGAGCAGCUCAUCGAUCGCAUGGCCAACACGGCUGGGGCUGACGGCAGCCAUGACGAGGGCUACGGGGCAGCGGAGGAGGGUGCCGAGGAUGAGGGCCAGCGGCCUGGGGCCAUCUGUUCCUACCGCGAUGUCAUGAAGAUGUGUGCCGCUCAUCUUCCCGCUGAGUCGGAUGCUGCGAAGCAUUAUCAGGCCGUGUGCCGCGCGCUGUUUGCAGAGACCAUGGAACUGCACACGUUCUUGGCCAAGAUCAAGAGCGCCAAGGAGAACCUUAAGAGGAUCCAGGAAAUGGACCAGAGUGAUGAGUCCCGUGCUGACCUGGAAGAACUGAAGAAUGCGGACUGGGCGCGCUUCUGGGUCCAGGUGAUGAGGGACUUACGCCGUGGGGUGAAGCUGAAGAAGGUGCAGGAGCGGCAGUACAACCCGCUGCCCAUCGAGUACCAGCUCACGCCCUACGAAAUGCUGAUGGAGGACAUCCGCUGCCGGCGCUACAGCCUGCGCAGGGUGAUGGUGAACGGAGACAUUCCCCCGAGGCUGAAGAAGAGUGCCCAUGAGAUCAUCCUCGACUUCAUCCGGUCCCGACCACCUCUCAAUCCGGUCUCAGCCAGGAAGCUGAAGCCCACCCCGCCCCGGCCACGCAGCCUCCAUGAGAGGAUCUUGGAGGAGAUCAAGUCUGAAAGAAAGCUGCGGCCUGUCUCGCCCGAGGAGAUCCGCCGAAGCCGGCUCGCAGUGCGGCCUCUUAGUGUGUCUCACAGUUUUGACUUGUCAGAUGUGACCACACCAGAAUCUCCAAAGAGCCUUGGGGAGCCAUUGCAGGUGAAUGGGGGCUCGCUAUCACCAGCACAGCCGGGAAAGAGCAGGCUGAGCUCUCCUGGACUGGCGCCUGGAGCACGGAAGAGGCUGCUCAAGGCCCCAACGCUUGCUGAGCUGGACAGCUCUGACUCCGAGGAGGAAGCCCCGCGCAAGUCCAGCAGCAGCAGCAGCAGCAGCAGCAGCAGCGUGUCCCCCUCCCAGCCCGAGGACCCCAUCCUGGAGGCCGUGUGCAUGAGGAAGAAGCCUCCAAAAUUCCUGCCCAUAUCGUCCACGCCGCAGCCCGAGAGGCGGCAGCCACCCCAGAGACGCCACUCCAUUGAGAAGGAGACACCCACGAACGUACGGCAGUUCCUGCCCCCAUCCCGGCAGAGCUCCCGCUCUCUGGUUCCUAGGACAACUGGUGUAUGGCCAAGGACGCCUUUCCGACCACUUUUCUCUACCAUACACACAGCUUCUCUGCUCGGCUCCCACCCUCUGGAAGCGGCCGUGUUUGGGGUGGCAGGGGCUGUGUAUUAUCUGUGUGAGAGAGCUUUGGCCAGCAGGUGGAGACCCGCACAGGAGGAGUUCUGCUACCCCGUGGAGUGCCUCGCGCUCACGGUGGAGGAGGUGAUGCACAUCCGGCAGGUGCUGGUCAAGGCUGAGCUGGAGAAGUACCAGCAGUACAAGGACAUCUACACCGCCUUGAAGAAGGGAAAGCUCUGUUUCUGCUGCCGAACCCGGAGGUUCUCCUUCUUUGCCUGGUCAUACACCUGUCAGUUCUGCAAGAGGCCGGUGUGCUCGCAGUGCUGCAGGAAGAUGCGGCUGCCCUCCAAGCCGUACUCUGCACUCCCCAUCUUCUCCCUGGGACCCUCUGCCCUGCACCGAGGGGAUAGCAGUCCGGUGGAAAAGCCGCCAGUUGGCCACCAUCGGUCUCUGCGGAGCAUCGCCAGGUUCUCCUCGAAGUCCAGGUCUGUAGACAAGGCGGAGGAGGAGCUGCAGUUCCCUAAGGAGCUCGUGGAGGACUGGAGCGCCAUGGAGGUGUGUGUGGACUGCAAGAAGUUCAUCUCUGAGAUCAUCAGCUCCAGCCGGCGCAGCCUGGUGCUGGCCAGCAAGCGGGCCCGGCUGAAGCGCAAGACACAGUCCUUCCAGGUGUCCUCGCCGGGCACUGCAGAGUACUGUCCCUCGGAGCGGACCAUCAGCGAGAUCUGAGCCGUGCCUUCAGCACCUGUCUGCUUAGGAGGCUGGACCCUGCACUAGGUCCCACCCCGCACACUGCGUCAUCUCCAGGGGUGAUAAGGGACAGACUGGCUGGGGCAACAGUGGGGUGAGACUGGCUUUCACAUGUGGGGGUGGAGGCCAGAUUCUGUGGCCUGCGUGGGUUCCCUGUGGUCUCUUGCUGUGUCCCCAGCUAGGGUGUGAAGCUUCUUGGGUGACGAGGUGGCCCGCUGGUGCUGCCAGCAGCAUGCUGCAGCAGUGUCACCUUGACACCUCGAGCAAGUGUCCCCCGCACAUGUCCCUGCAAGGGCAGUGACACUGCCCAGCCCCAAGGGCGUCACACCAGGACUCUGCCUGCACGCUGGUGCAGAGCUGCUUUCCUGGCCAUAGCCUGUGUCCCCCAGCGGUGCGGGCCACGCCCUGCCCAGAAUGUAUUACCGCCACUAACAGUUUUAUGACGGAGCUCUCGAGGCUCUGUGGCCCUGUGGGGACCAGCUGAGUAUUCUGGGUGCCGAGGAUGCAGGGAAGGAGCCAAGCUCACGCAUCUACAGUGUGUUUUUCAUAACUUUAUAGUGCAACUUUCUCAACUAAAUUAAGCCACAAUUUAGUACCUAAAGUCUCAAACCGAAGUUUAUUUUUGUAAAUGAAUUUUAAAAGAAAAAGAUACCUAGCUGUUUGAAAAGUACAAGGAAAUUCCCCUGCACUUGGCAAGAUGUUUGGAUGCUCUGCUUUCUCUUGAGGGCGACUUAGGCAGAAGACUUGGUGUCCCCUGAAGGCCACCUCAGCACCGCACACGCGGAAGCUUACCUUGCGUGGCCCAGGCCUUCGCCCAUCUGUUACUCUGGUGUGCCUAGGGCUGACAACCGGGUCAGCGUGCACACGGCACUUCCCAACCUGCAAGCCCACCGGUGGCCACACUGGGCCCGGGCCCGCCACCCUCCCAGACAGGCCCAUGUCCACGUCAGUAACAGUCAUACCUCAGAACUGCUCCAGUAGUAGUUUUUAAUGGAUGGAAAUUUACAGUUUAGUAAAUGGCUUUAAACUACUUAAACUUAUGAAAUAAACUUGACAAAUUGACUAAAGCA
Molecule: messenger RNA, 3301 nt
Organism: Octodon degus (degu)
Lineage: Eukaryota; Metazoa; Chordata; Mammalia; Rodentia; Octodontidae
Gene: Spire1
Product: spire type actin nucleation factor 1
Exons: 18
Coding region: 231-2210 (659 amino acids)
Biological process (GO): actin filament polymerization; actin filament network formation; actin nucleation
Cellular component (GO): cell cortex; cytoplasmic vesicle membrane
Molecular function (GO): actin binding
Source: RefSeq, a predicted model, not a curated record